Messenger RNA from Cyprinus carpio (common carp), 4423 nucleotides. RefSeq lists its product as uncharacterized. NCBI's taxonomy places the organism in Eukaryota, Metazoa, Chordata, Actinopteri, Cypriniformes, Cyprinidae. Gene Ontology annotation, biological process: bicellular tight junction assembly. The coding region runs from base 244 to 3636 and encodes 1130 amino acids. Gene Ontology annotation, cellular component: apical plasma membrane; bicellular tight junction; cytoplasmic vesicle. The record is from RefSeq and is a predicted model, not a curated record. The transcript has 18 exons.
GCCUCUUCAGGUGAAGUCUUCAAGCCUCUGCUGACGUCACACGCAGGGAUAGGCUGCGUCACGUGGUACAGCUUUCCAAACCUGAGUUUUCCGAAAAAAAAAAAAUGUAGAGGAACAGAAACCGCUUUGAUCGUGGGAAAGGCCUUUGGAUGCACAAAUAUCAUAAGAAGUUUUACACACACUCAAGGCCAAUGGAUAAUUGCAAAUUCUGGAGGAGACUCCAUUCGGCGUUGUGUCUGAAACAUGCCCCACUACAACGACGCAUCCACAGGCUCACUCCCGAGUCUUCACGGCUUGACUGAUCACAGGACAUCGGACUCUUUAUACUCCGAACCUCUUCCACCACCUCCCCUACCGAACCAGCCACCGAUAGGCCCUGAGUUUGACCGCAGCGGAAGCGAGGACAACGGGGACUCCGCCAUCGACAUCAAACCCGUCCACCGUUUCAUCCCAGACUCAUGGAAGAACUUCUUGAGGUCCAGCAGUGGAAGCAGCAAGUUGAAGUCAAUGUUGGGCUCGAGCAGCAAGAACACGACCACUGACGGCGUUCGUUGUUCUCCGCCACAUUCGCCGUCGGUUCCCGGUUCCCACCGCGACCCGUACGGCGGAUCCGGAGGCAGUUAUAACUCGCGUAAAGAGCGUGAAGCAAUGCUGUUGGGCAACCCUGUGGAGUCCUUUGACGGCCGUACGGUGCACACUGCUUUGACAUACGGUGAAAAAGUCGAGGAAUACAACCAGCGCUACGCCUACAUGAAGUCUUGGGCUGGACUUUUACGUAUUCUUGGUUGCAUUGAGCUGCUUCUCGGAGCAGCGAUUUUUGCAUGCGUGUGUGCUUACAUUCAUAAAGACAAUGAGUGGUAUAACAUGUUUGGAUACUCGCAGCCUGGUGGGGCUUACGGAGGAGGUUACGGAGGUUAUGGAGGUUACGGAGGCGGUUAUGGCAACACCUAUUACACCGGACCCAAGACACCGUUCAUCCUCGUGGUGGCAGGAUUGGCGUGGAUAGUGACCGUCAUCAUGCUUGUCUUGGGAAUGACCAUGUACUAUCGAACUAUCCUUCUGGACUCAAAUUGGUGGCCUUUAACGGAGUUCUUCAUAAACCUGGCUCUCGCGCUCUUGUUUUUGGCGGCGGGUUGCGUGUACGUGAAUGACACUAUUCGAGGUGGACUCUGCAGCUAUCAGUACUUCAAUAACGGCAUCAAUGGCGCUUUCUGUCGCACUGAGGCUGGGCAGACGGCUGCGAUCAUUUUCCUGUUCUUCACCAUGAUCGUGUACUUGGUCGGAGCCAUAGUGUGUCUAAAACUGUGGCGGCACGAAGCGGCUCGACGACUACGAGAGCGUAAUGGGCAUGAGAUGCAGCCAAGAGAUUCUCCUUCUGCUGUGCAUUUGGUUGUUGAUGGUUCAAGGGAGCCGAUGCCAGUCUCCGCGGCGGUUCAGCACACACACACUGCCGCCGCCAAGCCCAGAGUCGUGAAAGGGCAUAUUCCAGCUGGACACGCUCCUAAACCUGUGAUCAUGCCGGACUACAUCGCUAAAUAUCCAGCUAUCCGAACAGACGAGCAGCGGGAUCAGUAUAAAGCCGUGUUUAAUGACCAGUAUUCAGAGUAUAAAGAGCUGCAUGUAGAAGUUCAAGCCAUACUGAAGAAGUUUGAUGAAAUGGAUGUGAUGAUGCAGAACUUACCGCAAAAUCCCACCAGUCAUAUGGAGCGUGAUCGCAUCAACAAAAUCCUGCAGGAAUAUCAGAGGAAGAAGAUGGAUCCUUCAUUUUUGGAGAAGAAGGAAAGAUGUGAGUACUUGAAGAACAAACUCUCGCACAUCAAGCAGAGGAUUCACGAGUACGACAAAGUCAUGGGCUGGAACGAUGGUUACGAGAAAUCUGACCACACCUCUGUUAACCUGCGUGUUUCUUAUCGCAGACUCACUCUUUUAUCUGUAGAGUGUCUGUAUCCUGAUACCAGACGACCUCUCUUUAUGGCUGCUGAAACUCUCUCUCUCUCUCUGUGUGUGUGUGUGUGUGUGUGUGUGUGUGUGUGUGUGUGUGUGUGUGUGUGUGGGCGGGGUUUAAUCAUCUUAAGGGCAGGUUGUUUGUCUCACCUGAACAGUGACACAGUGGACGUCAGCAACUCCGCGAACAGAAUGUCUUCGAGGCCGCACGGGAGUCCUCCGCCCUAUGAUUAUCAUACAGAAGAUGGAUAUAAUGUUGCCCCGCAGCCUGCGUAUUCGUACUAUCCUGACGACGAGUUCCAGCAUUUCUACCGCUGGACGUCUCCGCCGGGCAUCAUAAAGAUCAUGUGCGUCAUGUCGAUCAUCUUCUGCGUGGGCAUCUUCGUGUGCGUGGCCUCGACUCUGGCCUGGGACACGGAUGCAGGAGCGGCUGGAUUCGGCUCUUACGGAGGCUCUUACGGAGGUUCUUACGGAGGCUCAUACGGCGGCUAUGGAAUGGGUGGAGGAUAUGGAGGAUACGGAGGAUACGGAGGCGGAGGCUAUGGUUACGGGAUCCUCGGCUCUCAGAAUGACCCCAGGCAGGGGAAGGGUUUCAUGAUCGCCAUGGCUAUCAUCACCUUCAUCAUUCUGCUCGUCAUCUUCAUCAUGAUCAUCUCGCACCAGAAGGUGGCUCAGGGAAGGAAGUUCUACCUGGCCGUCAUCAUCAUCAGUGCCAUCAUGGCUUUCCUCAUGUUAGUCGCCACCAUAGUCUAUCUGGUGACGGUUUACCCGAUGGCCCAGUCAUCCGGAUCAGUUCAGUACAAUCAGGUUUACACCAUGUGCGCCGCUUACCAGCAGCCUCAGAUGGCGGGUGGGUUCGUGAACCAGUAUCUGUAUCACUACUGCGUGGUGGAUCCUCAGGAGGCAAUCGCUCUUGUUUUGGGCUUCAUUGUCACCGCGGCCCUCAUCAUCAUCAUGGUUUUUGCCAUUAAAACCCGUCAAAGGAUCAAUUAUCACGGGAAGGACAACAUCCUGUGGCGCCACGUGAAAGAAAUUGAUCAUAACUCACCGCAGGAUGUAGAGGACUGGGUGAAUAAUGUGAAUGGAGUGCCUGAGCCGCUGCUGGCAGACUAUCCCAUGAAGUUUGGAGGGUCUAGAAAUGAUCUGGAUGACAACAGCACAAACUAUGACAAACCUCCCCACAGUGAGAGUCCUGUGGAGAUGGAGUACGAGUUGCCUGUCCGUAGUUCAGUCCCGCUGAGCAGCGGAUCGGAGAUGAACAGCUCUGCAGGACGGCCCAAGAAACGGCGCGCUGGACGCCCGCGAACCGCCGACAGACGGGAUCAAGACACGGACUACGCCUCCUCUGGAGAUGAGCUGGACGAUGAUGACUUCUCCAGUGAAUUCCCUCCCAUUAUUAAUAAUGAAGAGAGAGAUGAUUACAAGCGCCUGUUUGACAAAGACCACCAGGAGUACAAGGAGCUCCAGGCAGAAAUGGACCAGAUCAACAAGCGUCUGGCUGAAGUGGACCGGGAGCUCGAUGAUCUUCAGGAGGGCAGUCCUCAGUUCCUGGACGCCAUGGACGAGUACAACGCGCUGAAAGACAAAAAGAGGAGCGGCGACUACUUGGUGAAGAAGAAGCGCUGCAAGCACCUGAAGGCCAAACUCAACCACAUCAAAAGAAUGGUCAGCGACUACGACCGCAGGUCCUGAAGAUCAUUCCCAUCACAUCAGAGAAGAGCGAGCUACUGGACGGUAUUGUGAGAGUACAGAUGUGUUGGCGUCUGUCCAGAUGUGUGGGUCGUUGCCAUUCGUGAGCUGGGCUGUGUUGCUUUCUGGACAUUUGAUUGAUAAUGCAUGUAAAUAUUCAAGGCAUUCUGCUUCGUAUUGCUCAGUGCAAUAUCUCCCAGAAUCCUUUAUGAACCAGUUUUAAAAUCAGGUUUAACUAACAGUUCUGUAGUUGUUUUUUGUUGCAAAUCUCCAUUUAGCAGUUACAGAUUUAACAUGAACUUGUUGGUGUUUCAGUGCGGCGUGUUUGUUUUAUAAUGUUUUUUUUUUUUUUUAUUGUUAUUCAGAGAUUUCUUAGUGGGUAAAAUACUGUGCCAAAUAAUUUCACCAGGUGGGUGGUUUCAACUCUUGAUAACCAGUUAUGUCUGUAUAAAUCAAGCUGUGAUCAGUUACAGGUUACAGAUAGCCUUUAAUAGUCUUUUAAGCUGUAUUUAUGCCAUUUUAAAAACUUUAUACUUGCUCGUAUGUAAAUAUGUAAUUUAAAAUGUUUGAUUCCUUUUCAUUGUUUUUGACAACUAUUAAUAAAGUCAUUUUUAAUGCCAUAAUAAAUGUGAGCAUACAUUUACUAGUAUAUUAACUGUUCGUGGAUUCUGAAAGGAUGUCAGUAAAAUCCACAAAAUGCUAUUUAAAACAGUUUCUUUAAUUUUACACAUCAAAACAAUGUCUGGUAUCACAAAGUUAAAGUUCAGCGUUUCAUUUAGUGAUGCACCGG